Molecule: messenger RNA, 785 nt
Organism: Homalodisca vitripennis (glassy-winged sharpshooter)
Lineage: Eukaryota; Metazoa; Arthropoda; Insecta; Hemiptera; Cicadellidae
Exons: 1
Coding region: 137-772 (211 amino acids)
Source: RefSeq, a predicted model, not a curated record
UUAUUUUACGAGUGUGCCAUUGUUGAAUGAUUUAUACUCAAAUCACAGACUUACUGUUGUCGGAACCAUCCGAAAAAAUAAGCCAGAACUUCCCGAAGAACUAUUAGCAAUAAAACAUAGGCCAAAGUGUAGCUCUAUGUUUGCUUUUGGGAAAACACCAAAUGUGUGUACUAUUGUAUCGUACAUACCAGAUAAGACGCCAAACAAGAAUGUGCUAAUGGCGUCAACGAUGCAUACAGAUGAUGAGAUCGAUCCAGACUUUGGAGACGCUGCUAAACCUUCAAUCAUCACAUUUUAUAAUAUGACCAAGGGUGGAGUGGAUGUGGUUGACAGACUUAAGAGCGAAUAUAGUGUUACAAGAAUAAGCAACAGGUGGCCCUUUACCGUAUUUGGGGGUCUGCUUAAUGUAGGAGCCAUAAAUGCUCAAGUAAUUUACAAAAACAAUACUAAUGACCUCAAAAAACGUAGAAUUUUCUUGAGCGACUUGGCUAAAGUGCUCAUAAAACCACACAUGAUUCGCCGAGGAUCUAUAGUCACACUGCCCACAGAUCUUCAAGGGAAAAUAAGAUGCCUGACAGGUGGCCAAGCAAACUACGCACCUGCAAGACCCCAAGAAGAGAGAGGAAGAUGUGCCUAUUGCCCAGUCAGAAAGAAUAGGUUCACCACAAAAACCUGUGAUUCAUGCGGCCGAAAGGUAUGUGGAGACCACACGGCAAAAACAAUUUUGAGAUGUCACCUCUGUGAUGAAAACCCUGCCUCCGAAUCAGAGUAAUAAAUGCAGACUC